Ictalurus punctatus (channel catfish) is the source of this 2015-nucleotide messenger RNA. RefSeq names its product glutaminyl-tRNA amidotransferase subunit QRSL1 (gene qrsl1). NCBI's taxonomy places the organism in Eukaryota, Metazoa, Chordata, Actinopteri, Siluriformes, Ictaluridae. Gene Ontology annotation, cellular component: mitochondrion; glutamyl-tRNA(Gln) amidotransferase complex. The record is from RefSeq and is a predicted model, not a curated record. The coding region runs from base 118 to 1689 and encodes 523 amino acids. The transcript is spliced from 11 exons. Gene Ontology annotation, molecular function: glutaminyl-tRNA synthase (glutamine-hydrolyzing) activity. Gene Ontology annotation, biological process: mitochondrial translation; glutaminyl-tRNAGln biosynthesis via transamidation.
CAAUCAGAAAUCAGAAUCGCGCGACGUCACACAGUCGAUGGAAACCAACAUGGCGGCCUACAGUACAGGAAGCGUUUAAAUGGGAGAAGUCAAGAAUAACGAAGGACUUCUGUAAUUAUGCUGGGUUUAUCCAUAAAAGAGGUGUCUGCAGCUCUGAGGGAAGGAAAGCUCUCGGCUACGGAGCUGUGCAGAAAAUGUCUGCAGCGCAUCAAGAAGACACGCCACCUCAACGCCUACAUCACUGUUACAGAGGAACUGGCAAUGAAACAGGCACAGGAAGCGGACGACAGGCUGCUCAGAGGUAAAUCUCUUGGCCCACUGGAUGGGAUUCCUUUCUCCGUAAAAGACAACUUCUGCACAGAGAACGUAGCGACGACGUGCGCCUCUCGCAUGCUACGCGGUUAUCGUCCUCCGUUUAACGCUACAGUGGUCCAGAAGUUACUGGAUCAGGGGGCUGUGCUCGUUGGGAAGACCAACUUGGACGAGUUCGCUAUGGGAUCGGGCAGCACUGAUGGAGCGUUCGGUCCUGUGAGAAACCCCUGGAGUUACGCUGCUCCGUACCGGACGCUCGGCCACGGAACAGAUCCGGAGUCUGAUUGGGUGAUUGCAGGCGGGAGUUCAGGAGGAAGUGCAGCUGCCGUGGCGUCUCUGAGCAGCUUCCUUGCACUGGGCUCCGAUACGGGCGGUUCCACUCGUAACCCCGGCUCCCUGUGUGGCGUCGUGGCUCUGAAGCCCAGCUACGGUCUGCUGUCUCGUCACGGCCUCAUCCCCCUCGUCAACUCCAUGGACGUCCCGGGCAUCAUGAGCAGAAGCGUCCACGACGCCGCCAUCACACUCGGAGUUCUUCAGGGUCAGGAUGAAAAAGACUCGACUACAGUCCAGGCUCCUCACUCUCCCACUGCUCUCCCUCAGGAGUUCGACGUCAGGGAUCUCUGCGUGGGCGUCCCAAAGGAGUACCACGCUCCGGGUCUGUCGGCCGAGACGCUGUCUCAGUGGACCCGUGUGGCGGCCAUGUUUGAGGGAGCUGGAGCGCGGGUGCGUGAGGUGUCGCUCCCUCACACUCAGUACUCCAUCGUGUGCUACCACGUGCUCUGCUGCUGCGAGGUGGCGUCCAACAUGGCGCGCUUCGACGGCCUGCAGUACGGUCACCGCAGUGCAGUGGAGAGCUCGACCGAAGCGCUGUACGCCUCCACACGGCACGAGGGCUUCAACGACGUCGUGCGGCGUAGGGUCCUCUCGGGAAACUACUUCCUGUUGAAACAGAACUACGAGCGCUACUUCGUGAAGGCCCAGCAGAUCAGACGUCUGAUCACGGAGGAUUUCCGGCGCGUGUUCUCCUCGGGCGUGGACGUCCUCCUCACGCCCACCACGCUGAGCGACGCGGCGACCUACUCCGACUUCAUCCAGGAAGACAAUCGCACACGCAGCGCUCAGGACGACAUCUUCACCCAGCCGGUCAACUUAGCAGGUCUCCCCGCCGUCACCGUCCCGGCGUGCCUCUCCGGCCGAGGACUUCCCGUCAGCCUGCAGCUGAUUGGCCGGCGCCUCCAGGACAGGAAGUUGCUAGCGGUGGCUCACUGGCUGGAGCGGCAGCUGGAUUUCCCUCUCAUCAGAUUUCACGAAGAAGACGACGCACAGGAGACGAAAUCGGAGCGGAACAGAGCGCGAGAACGCACGUCAGGGUCGUGAACGAUGACGUCAUCUCGUACGGCUUAUUUUUUUUGUUUGUUUUGUUUGUUUUCUUUCGACGUCCAGGGGCGGGUCAAAGCGUUCCACGGGUUUUUCUCUUCGCGAUUGUGAGAAUGUAGAGAUGUUUAACACACGAACUUAAAGCCACUUUGUCUUAAAUGGUCCCCAAGCAAAUGUUGUUGUAUUCUGGAUUCUGAUUGGUCAGAAGGAGUUGACUGCUCGUUCACAAGGACCUGUACGCCUGGACUCUCCACAUCUAAGGCUAAUGAUAACCAAAAAAAAAUGUGUUUAACAACAAAAACACAACAUUAAAGGCGACUUUAGAC